Messenger RNA from Symbiodinium sp. CCMP2592, 315 nucleotides. The record is from the annotation of a GenBank genome assembly. NCBI's taxonomy places the organism in Eukaryota, Dinophyceae, Suessiales, Symbiodiniaceae.
AUGGCUGCCUUGGGGCUCCUCUCGCUGGCUGCGGGCGGCCUUGCUGGGGAUCAUCAGCUCACCGAGGAACUGACGAAGGACAAAUCGACCUUGAUUGCCGACGCCGUGAAGAAGUCAACUGGACGAUCUGCGCAUUUCCACUGCAUGCUGCGUGCACGUCCCCGUUCGUUGGUUCGUUGCACUGCCGUCGCCAUCUUCCUCAACAUGGAGGCCCUUCUUCGAAAUCACGCCGGAGCUGUGGGUGCCUCGACCCCGGCCUCAGUGAUGUGUGGAAGCCUGGGUGAGAGAGAGCCCUUGUGGGCUUCGCAAGUCUAG